AUGAGGAAGACGGGCGCUCAGAACAUCACUGAACUCGACAAGUCGCAGCACCCGAAGGUGAAAACGGCCAUCCCACAGCAGACGGUCACCAUGGAGAGGCCCCCGUACAACCCCCCCUCCGAGCCGGAGGGCCUUCGCAACCCUGGAACCGCAAGGGCACACAUCGCCGCGACGCCCGCCGCCCCCGGGGGCACCCCAGGCUGGCGCGACGAGCACGCGCACCAGACGGUGCUGCAGCAGCACGUCCUUUUCUUCGACCCCGACGGCGACGGCGUCAUCUGGCCGCUCGACACCUUCUGGUGCUUCUAUGCGCUCGGCUUCAACGUCUUCCUCAGCAUCUUUGCCGUGUUCGUCAUCCAUCCGACGUUCACGUACGUGACGUGCCCCGGCUGGCUGCCCGACCCGUUUCUGAGGGUGUGGACGGGGAGCAUACAUAAGGGCAAGCAUGGGGGCGACACGGGGGCGUAUGAUUCGGAGGGGCGGUUCAUACCGCACAAAUUCGAGGAUUGGUUCUCCAAGUACGGCAAGGGCAAGGACGGCGUUACGCUCGGUGACGUCUUCGAUGCUCAUAAAGGCCAGAGGGUCAUCUUUGAUCCCAUCGGCUGGACCGCAGAGAUGCUCGAAUGGCUUGCGACGUACGUAAUGCUUUGGCCAGAGGACGGUGUCAUGAAGAAAGAGGACUGUCGACGCGUCUAUGAUGGCAGCAUCUUCUACGAUAUCGCGAUGGAGCGCAUCGGUACGACGAACCCAAGGGGACAGUGGAAGAAGAAGCCGAACGAUUGGGCCUGGUAGGCCGCCAGAGAAACGCAUAUAUUCAUCAUAAUUCCUACAAUUUCUCCGCUCUGCCGAAUGUAUAGGAUUCGAGCUACAGAAGAGUAAUUAGUCUGAAUUCUGUGUACAUG
Dichomitus squalens LYAD-421 SS1 is the source of this 902-nucleotide messenger RNA. Its product is annotated as Caleosin-domain-containing protein. The record is from RefSeq and is a predicted model, not a curated record. Gene Ontology annotation, molecular function: calcium ion binding; monooxygenase activity. NCBI's taxonomy places the organism in Eukaryota, Fungi, Basidiomycota, Agaricomycetes, Polyporales, Polyporaceae. Bases 1 to 792 code for a protein of 263 amino acids. The transcript is spliced from 4 exons.